GGGCAUGACUUCGCCAACUUCGAGGCACAGGGGGCCCGAGGACGAUCUCUUCAGGAUGCACGAGAAGGCCGGGCAGAGCGCCAGCAGCCAUGCGGCGGCCCUGCUGAGGCAGAGCCCCCAGCUGCCGGAGCGCCACCCGCCGCCGCCCCGGGGGGCGAGCCCGACGCUGCCGGUGCGGCAGCCCGCCCACGGCGGCGCUGCCAGCCCCCAGCUCCCCAUGCGCGAGCUGUCCGGGCAGCUGAGCCCAUACCUGCCGACCAGGCAGCCAGCCGACGGCCUAGGCGGCGGCUCCCAGGGCGGCUGCUCCCCGGCGGCGCCCUCCGCCCCCAGCGCCUUCUCGGCCGCAGCGCACCGGGGCAGCAGGUCCCCCACCGCGGCGCUGGCCAGAGGCACGCCGCAGAUGCCUAUGCGGCACCCGGCUGGCACCCCGCAGCCCGCGAUGCGACAGCCCACGGUCGGCACCCCGCAGCCGUCGAUGCGGCAGCCCACGGGGACCCCGUCGAUGCCGACGCGGCUCCCCGCAGCUGCCGGCACCCCGCAGCUGCCCGAGCGGUGCCCCAGAGGCGCGUCGCCCUGCGCAGUGGACCGCGCCGGGCUCGGCCCGCUGGUCGAGGAGGACCCGGGCCGGCCGCAGGCCCCGGCGGGCUCCUCCGACGCCUUCGGCGCGGGCUUCGCGGACGCGGCGUCCGAAGCCGCGAAGGCCUGGCUCGAGCGGCUGCGAGGACCGUCGUGCACGGCGGAGGAGGGCGCCCCCGCGCAGGCAGAGGACCCCUUCGACCCGCCGAAGAAGCCGACGGACGUGCACAGGAGAGAGAGCGGCGUGGGCGACCUGUCGCACGUGCACCACCCCCUGUCGUUCAAGGAGCAGGCUCGUGGCCGAGGGCGGCGGCGCCGGGCGGCCACAGGACGCCUCCCCGCAGCGCGACCCCGGGAAGAGCCCGUUCGCGGGGUCUCCGCAGCUGCCUCUGAGGGGCCCCGCGCAGGAGGGCGCAAGCUCGUCGAUGGCGAGGGCUGCAAGCCCGCACCUGCCGGCCCGCUACCCGGUGACGCCGCAGG
Prorocentrum cordatum is the source of this 1056-nucleotide messenger RNA. NCBI's taxonomy places the organism in Eukaryota, Dinophyceae, Prorocentrales, Prorocentraceae. The record is from the annotation of a GenBank genome assembly.